Molecule: messenger RNA, 1119 nt
Organism: Papilio polytes (common Mormon)
Lineage: Eukaryota; Metazoa; Arthropoda; Insecta; Lepidoptera; Papilionidae
Product: beta-1,4-glucuronyltransferase 1-like
Exons: 3
Coding region: 83-502 (139 amino acids)
Molecular function (GO): glucuronosyltransferase activity
Source: RefSeq, a predicted model, not a curated record
CCAUUUGAGAAACCUUGCGAGAAGAAACUGCCACACGCCCUAUGUAUUCUUGGUUGACGUCGACAUCGUGCCCUCCAGGGGCAUGGCGGAGGCGCUGGAUACGUUUCUGUCGAAGGCGCCCAAGUGCCCGCUGUGCGCGUACGUGGUGCCCACGUAUGAGUUGGAUAAGAGAGUCGCCGAGUUUCCGGCGAAUAAGUCCGAAUUACUGCGUCUGUCGAAGAACAAGUUGGCGAUACCUUUUCAUAGAAAAGUCUUUAUUUACAAUCAGUAUGCAUCAAAUUUUUCUAGGUGGGAGGCGAGCGGCGGCAAUGAGUCCGCAGAUGCACACGUGAGCCACGACGUGACCAACUUCGAGCUUCUGUAUGAGCCCUUCUACGUGGCGCCGGACGCCGUGCCUCCACACGACGAGCGCUUCCUCGGAUACGGCUUCACCAGGAACACGCAGAGAGGAACAUCAUCUAUUGUUUUAAAUCUAGAACUUUGCUACGAUAGCCUAGAAUGAAGAUAUCGAUACUAAAAAGUGAUUUGAUCAAUCAGUCAGAGGUCCCCGAGGUUAUGUUGGACCAGAAACAAAAAGGUCGCGACCGUGGAUAUUGAGCGUGAGAAAUUUCUGAUUGCGGUCAAUUGCGGUUGUGCAAGUGUUUCGAAUUGGGACGCCACCGGCGCCGCCGCUGUUGUUGUUGUUAGUCCAUUGUCAACUGCUGCUGCACCUCAGCGAUGCCGCGACCACUUCUCUACCUGCUUCUUUGCCUUAUCUCUACCGUAGGUAAGUCUUUGUUGUCAUUUUUUGUUCACAAUUUGUUAAGUUAUUGACGUUGUAUCGCUCUUUUGUUUUAUACAACCAAAUAAAUGUUAUUUUUAUUUCAAUUCUAUUUUGGUAGUUUCUGUUUCGCACAGGUGAUUUUUCUAUUUUGUAAUUAUUUAUCAAAGUAACUGAGUCUGUAUAGAUUUCUAGUGGUGCAAUAUUUGUGAGCGUGAACUUGCGGAUAGACGCUGCAUCUAAGGAAAAUAUUGCUUCGUAGAUAAUUGUAAUCUAAUAUGAAUGUAUAAUCGUAGAUGUUCAGGAGACGGCGGAAGGAGAAUGUUGUGCAGAGGAGGGAGAAAAGCCGAGCACGGAUG